AAUAAUGCGAUGAUUUGACCUUUGACAUUGCCACCUGUACACAUCUGCAACGGUACCGACUGCAACUACCGUAGAUUGUUCGCUGUGCACAUUUCAAGGAUGGCGGUCUCGACGAGCAUCUCCUUCUUGCUGGCAUCAUUGCUAGCCGUCUCCACCUUCGCAGGGAUGCAGAUGUUCAAAGUCCAGCUGGCAGCCUCCGAGUGGAUGACAAUCCUGGGCGGUUUCCUUGGCUCUGUGCUCUUCGCUCUCACUCUAACUGGGGUCGGAAAUUUGGAAUCUUUGCUGUUUGGAAAAGGCUUCCAGAUGAAGAUAUUCCCUGAAGUGGUCUUGUGCCUGGGAAUGGCCAUGUUUGCCUCUGGGCUCGUUCAUCGGGUGUGUGUCACAACUUGUUUUAUCUUCUCACUGGUGGACCUGUACUACAUCAACAAGCUUGCUCAAACCAAGCAUGCCCCGGUUGUAUCCGUCCAGCAAACACAAGGGAAGAAGAGACGAUAAAAUCUCCCAGUCUUUUACUCCAUAGUGCCUCUGUCAUUUUCUUUCUUCUUCGCAUUAAAGUUCCUAAACUUUUGCCAUUGUCUCUUUCCUAAAGAAGGUCUCAAGAAUGUUGUAGUCAUCUCAAGUCAAUCACAAGUCGAUCACAAAGUCAUCCAGUCCCAAGUCAACUUAUAAAGUAUUCAAGUGAAUUGUGAUGAAGGAACUCCUUUGAUGACCCUUACCUUCCCAAAUCCUCCAAAAUCCUCUUGGAGGAUUUUACAGGACUAAGGCUGCAUAUUGCAAAAGUGUGUUGCUGAUUUUGGAGGAUGCACUGUGUCAAGGUCUUAGACCGGACCUUGUAUUUUUUAUGCUCAGCUGUGCAUAAAUGUAGGCCUAUAUUAUACUUGAAAUCCUCCCCACUGCUUCAGGAUGUCACUGGCUCUGCCUCAACGUAUUGACAGUGAUUGCAGGAGGAUUUUGCAGGAUUGAGGCAGUGGUCACCCCUCCAAAAACCACAUUCAAGAAAUAACGGAGGAUUUUGGAGGAUUGAGGCUGUAUGCAAUUUUUACAUGGAGGCAGUUGGAGGAUUUUGCAGGACUGAGGUUAAAUCCUAGCAAAAGUGCCUAGGGAGUUAGAGUUGCGGUUCGUCCCCUGUUACUUGUGACUCGACUUUGUGAAUUAACUUGUGAUUUAGACGUGACUGGAAGUGUGAUGUACUUUGUGAUAUAUGUAUAUCACAAGUACAUCAUCUACACCAUCACUGAAUUAAUGGGAAAAUUUGCUGUUAUCAUUCAAUUCCACGGUAAAGAGACUUGUUCCUUGGGGAAGUAGUUGUUUACUUUUUAAGCCUGGAUAGAAGGAUUCCAAAUAGAAGGGAGCACUUUGAGUCAAGACACCAUGCUUCAUCACACAGUGCAACAUCAGUUUAUUUGGACGUUACUUGGUUUGUACUUAAUACGGAAAUCAUAUUCGAUCGGUACUCAAUGUACAUGUACUAAGUUUAAAGCAAACCUGGUUACGUGCAUAAUUAUGAAGUUGGUUGUGUAAUCAUUAUGGUCUAACGUUUUGUUCUUCGAUAAAACUUAACCUGUGUGUCAAGAAAUUAAUAAAAUAUGUUAAGAAACUCGUAGAGAGGAAGUCCGUGAUAAUAAACCAUGCUUUGUCAAUCUCAAA
Messenger RNA from Patiria miniata (bat star), 1647 nucleotides. RefSeq names its product keratinocyte-associated protein 2-like (gene krtcap2). The record is from RefSeq and is a predicted model, not a curated record. Lineage: Eukaryota; Metazoa; Echinodermata; Asteroidea; Valvatida; Asterinidae. The coding region runs from base 100 to 495 and encodes 131 amino acids. The transcript is spliced from 5 exons.